Messenger RNA from Pseudomassariella vexata, 978 nucleotides. RefSeq names its product glycoside hydrolase, family 43. The coding region runs from base 1 to 978 and encodes 325 amino acids. The transcript is spliced from 3 exons. Gene Ontology annotation, biological process: carbohydrate metabolic process. Gene Ontology annotation, molecular function: arabinan endo-1,5-alpha-L-arabinosidase activity. The record is from RefSeq and is a predicted model, not a curated record. Lineage: Eukaryota; Fungi; Ascomycota; Sordariomycetes; Amphisphaeriales; Pseudomassariaceae.
AUGAUCUUCUCGCGCGUCUUCAACGCCGUCUUGGCAUCGGUCGCUCUCCUGAGCGCCGGCGUCAACGCCUACGCUGACCCUGGAGCAUGUUCCGGUCAGUGCUGGUCUCACGAUCCAUCUGUCAUCCAGCGAACUUCGGAUGGCGUAUACUUCCGCUUCGAGACGGGCAGCUUGAUCGGUAUCUGGAAGUCGAGUGCCCUGACCGGGCCGUGGGUUUACCAAGGUGCUGCGAUCCCGGCCGGAUCGUCAAUCAACCUGGCGGGCAAUGAUGAUCUCUGGGCCCCCGAUGUCCAAAAGGUCGGCAGCACCUACAUCAUGUACUACAGCGUCUCAACCUUCGGCUCGCAAAACUCAGCCAUCGGCUACGCCACCUCGACGACCAUGGAAUACGGGUCGUGGGUCGACCACGGCGCCACGGGCGUCACCUCGACCAGCAGCAAAAACUACAACGCCAUUGACGCCAACGUCAUCGCCUCGGGUUCCUCAUACUACAUGAACUUCGGCUCCUUCUGGGGCGGCAUCUUCCAGGCCCCCUUGAACUCGGCCGCCACCAAGGCCGCGAGUGCGUCUUACCAGCUCAUCUACCAGCCCGCGGGCAGCCACGCUACUGAGGGGAGCUUCAUGUACUAUCGCAGUGGCUACUAUUACAUGUUCUGGAGUGAGGGUAUCUGCUGUGGCUAUGAUACGUCUAAGCCUGCUACUGGUGCCGAGUACAAGAUUAGGGUGUGCAGGAGCACGGCAGUCAGUGGACCCUUCGUGGAUCAAACUGGCGCGAGCUGUUUGAGUGGUGGUGGUACUACCGUCCUAGAGAGUCAUGGGACUGUUUAUGGACCUGGUGGCCAGGGUGUCUUUUCUGAUAGCACCCACGGCACUGUUCUGUACUACCAUUAUGCUGAUACCUCCAUUGGUCUUGCUGACUCGCAGUACCAGUUCGGAUGGAAUGUCAUCACCUGGUCGAGCGGAUGGCCGACGGUAUAA